AUGAAUAUUCUGAUAUCGUCGCAGGAGAAGGGUAACAAAAUAUUCUCACAGCUUGACGGUAUAGCAGACACUGUGGACGGGUCACGAAAAGAAAAUGCGAUUACACGUCUAAAAAUUGACAGCAAUCCUUUUGCAAAGGGGUUUAGAGACUCAAUCAGGAUAUUGCCUGUGCAGAGUCCUUCCUAUUUAUUAUCUUUAGGCGCAGAUGAAGCCAAGAGGAAGAAACCCUGCGCCAGUGAAGAUACUCACGUGCCGGGUUGUACAUCUUCAAAGAGGCUUAGGUCUUGCGAGGAAAACGGUACCGAUGAUGCUCCUAAUGGGACUUGUUCUGCUUUAGAAGUCUCUGAAGAUAUAGAAACUAUUACAGCUACUUUAGAGAGUCGCGAUCUAUGGGAUCGCUUCAAUGAAUUGGGAACAGAAAUGAUCAUAACAAAGUCAGGAAGGAGAAUGUUUCCAACCCUUCGAAUAUCACUGAACGGUGUCAGCCUAGAUGCAAAUUACAUGGUCCUAAUGGAUAUAGUGCCUGUUGACGACAAACGCUAUAGAUACGCCUACCACCGUUCAACAUGGCUUGUGGCAGGUAAAGCUGAUCCACCAGCUCCUGUUAGACUUUAUAUGCAUCCAGACUCACCUUUUACAGGCGAGCAGCUGUUAAAGCAGAUCAUAUCAUUCGAGAAAGUGAAACUGACUAACAACGGCACUGAUGAAAAUGGGCAUGUAAGUGGCCAUUCAUAUAUGUGUAUAGUGUUGUACAAAGGUUUGUGAUAGAGAAUUAAAUUUAAUUUCCACGGCUCUUCUCUUUGUUAGAUUACGUGCAGGUUAAUGUAGGACAAAGUUACUGCAACUCGCUGGUGGGCCAACCCUCAAUCUCCGCCGGUUCCCUGCAACAGAUAACGGGCGGUGUUUCGAAAGCGGAUUGUCCUGUACUCGCUAGAAUUUUCAUCCUUUUAACUUCUCAGGCGAGAUUGAAAAAAUAACUCCAAAAAUAAUAAUAGCA
Messenger RNA from Orbicella faveolata, 997 nucleotides. RefSeq names its product T-box transcription factor TBX20-like. Lineage: Eukaryota; Metazoa; Cnidaria; Anthozoa; Scleractinia; Merulinidae. Gene Ontology annotation, cellular component: chromatin; nucleus. The record is from RefSeq and is a predicted model, not a curated record. Gene Ontology annotation, biological process: positive regulation of DNA-templated transcription; cell fate specification; regulation of transcription by RNA polymerase II. Gene Ontology annotation, molecular function: DNA-binding transcription factor activity, RNA polymerase II-specific; RNA polymerase II cis-regulatory region sequence-specific DNA binding.